Molecule: messenger RNA, 2746 nt
Organism: Pistacia vera
Lineage: Eukaryota; Viridiplantae; Streptophyta; Magnoliopsida; Sapindales; Anacardiaceae
Product: probable disease resistance protein At4g27220
Exons: 6
Coding region: 1-2688 (895 amino acids)
Molecular function (GO): ADP binding
Source: RefSeq, a predicted model, not a curated record
AUGACAAGUCACCAGUACUUGAAACUUGAAAACAGAAUUCAUUGGGAAUUGUCAACGGAUCCUGCGGCAAUUAUUGAAGUUAUAAACUGGAUAGCUCCUCCCGGUUGUAGAUACUGGAAGUACCAUAGAAAGUUUAAUGAAUUCUUGAGUACUCUGGAAAGGGAGAGACAGGAUCUUAGUAACCGCAUGGAAACUAUACAACAAAGAUUGAAUGGGGAGCUUCGUUAUCAUAAAGUAACAAACAAAGAAGUGGAAAGUUGGUUGAGAAAAAUUGAAGAUAAAUUCAGAAAAGGCAACUAUUUUUUGCGUGGUUGGCGAGGAAAACAUGUUGAUGAAAAGAUUCAAGAAGUGAAAAGAGUUUAUGAUCAAGGUGUUUUUCCUGCUGGUUUGGUAAUUGAUGCUCCUGAUGACAUUGGAUUGCCAUUACCAACAUUAGAAAUGGUAGGUGAAGAUAGUGUAAAAGAAUUUUUUUUGAAACACUUGAUGGGUGAUAAGGUACGCAAGAUAGGUGUUUGUGGGAUGGUAGGGGUUGGUAAAACAACCAUCACGAAGCACAUUCAUAAUCAGCUCUUGAAAGAAAGAAAUAAGUUUGGUAAAGUAAUUUGGGCAACCGUAUCCAAGGAGUAUGUUAUUGUUAAAUUGCAACAAGACAUUGCAACUGCACUGGGGGAAGAUUUGUCGAAACAUAAUGAUAUAACAAUGAGGGCUGCAGUGUUACAAGAGAUGUUGAAAGGAAAAAAGAAAUACAUGCUAAUUUUAGAUGAUGUGUGGAAGCCAAUAUCUCUAGAGCAAGUUGGAAUCCCCGAACCAACUCUAAUGGAUGGAAUAAGAGAGAUGCCUGAUGGAAUAUUACCAAAACUUCUCCGUCUUCAAUACUUGAGGUUAGAUAAUGCAGUUGCAGAAGCAGAAGAAGUUUCAAGAUUGAGCAAGUUAGAAUGCUUGGGUAUUCGUUUCAGAAAUCUGCAAGAAUUGAAGAAGGGGAAAAGUGGUAGGAAUUGGUGGACUGACAAACUGGAAUCUUCUCUUCUUAAAAAAGUUUCGAUAGAUGGUUGUCCAAAAUUGAAGAGACUGUUCCCACCUAAGUUGCUGCGAAACCUACAAAACUUAGAAGAAAUUGAAGUUUCGUGGUGCUCAGGACUUGUGGAAAUAGUAGAAGCAUCAAGUGAUGAAGAAGAAGAAGAUAAGGAAGCAAGUAAGAAUUCUUUCAAACCCUCUCUUCCAAAUUUAAGAUCUAUCACUUUGUGUGAUCUACCGGACUUAAGGAGCUUCUGUAAGAGUUGUUACGCAAUCCAUUGUGAUUCCCUUAGAAGCAUUUGUAUAGUCCGAUGUCCUAAGCUGAAGACGAUCUCUCCCUUAUUUCCGCAACCUGACAAUGGGCAGCCAUUUCCUCCCGCCUCCCUUGAAAAUCUCACAGUUUAUCCAAUAGAAUGCUGGAAUUCACUGGAAUGGGACCAUCCCAACACGAAGAAUGUCCUUGAACGCUUCCCCCAAUCAACUGCAAUUGUAAAUUUCCUCUAUGUGCCUUCUUUGGCAAAACUUGGGGCUCUGAAGAAGUUGGAUCUUGGUCAGACGAGUAUUACAGCCAUUCCUGACGGACUAGAGAUGUUGGUACAUCUCAGAUAUCUUGAUCUUUAUGCAAACGGUAUAAAAGAGAUGCCUGGUGGAAUAUUACCAAAACUCUUCCGUCUUCAAUACUUGAGGUUAGAUAAUGCAGUUGCAGAAGUAGAAGAAGUUUCAAGAUUGAGCAAGUUGGAAUGCUUGGGUAUUCGUUUCAGAAAUCUGCAAGAAUACCACAUCUACUUUUCUCUAAAACAACAAAGAUGCCUCAAUUACUAUUCUUUUAAUUCUGUAGGAAUGGGAGAUUAUAUUCUAGAAGGAAGAAGGGAAAAAGCGGUAGGAAUUCGUGGAUUGACAAACUUUGGAGACUCCAUUAAGAUACCGACGGACAUUAAGAAGCUAGUCAUUCAACGCUGUGAUGAUUUGAGAAGGGUAAGCGAUAUUUCUUCUUUAAAAGAUGCAACUGACUGGAGGACCUGCUGGAUUCAUUCGUGCAAACAGAUAGAGUGCUUCUAUUAUUUGUCCUCUUACAGAACUGCUCUUCAGACCCUUCAGUAUCUAGCCCUUCAUAAAUUGGAUAAUUUAAUUUCAAUUCUUGGAGAAGAAAUAGACGGAGCUAGAUCCGCAUUACCAACACCAAUAACACCUGGAAUCUUCUUUUGUCUUAAAAAAGUUUCGAUAGAGGGUUGUCCAAAAUUGAAGAGACUGUUCCCGCCUAAGUUGCUGCGAAACCUACAAAACUUGGAAGAUAUUCAUGUUACGCAGUGCUUAGGACUUGUGGAAAUAGUAAUAGCAUCAAGUGAUGAAGAAGAAGGUAAGGAAGCAAGUAAGAAUUCUAUCAAACUCUCUCUUCCAAAUUUAAGAUCUAUCUUUUUGCAAUAUCUACCGGAAUUAAGGAGCUUCUGUAAGAGUUGUUACGCAAUCCAUUGUGAUUCCCUUAGAAGCAUUUAUAUAGAGGGAUGUCCAAAGCUGAAGACGAUCUCUCCCUUAUUUCCGCAACCUGACAAUGGACAGCCAUUUCGACCCGCUUCCCUCGAAAGGCUCAUAGUUGGUCCAAAAGAACGCUGGAAUUCACUGGAAUGGGACCAUCCCAACACGAAGAAUGUCCUUGAACCCUUCCUUUGGAAGUAAAGUUAAAAUAAGUUGAUUACGAGGUAUUUGUAAUUUACUGAGAGAAUGUGGCAGUUAC